This is a messenger RNA of Hyalella azteca, 798 nucleotides long. Its product is annotated as phosphoenolpyruvate carboxykinase [GTP], mitochondrial-like. Gene Ontology annotation, biological process: cellular response to dexamethasone stimulus; response to starvation; cellular response to glucose stimulus. Bases 48 to 557 code for a protein of 169 amino acids. The transcript has a single exon. Gene Ontology annotation, cellular component: cytosol. Gene Ontology annotation, molecular function: phosphoenolpyruvate carboxykinase (GTP) activity; GTP binding; manganese ion binding. NCBI's taxonomy places the organism in Eukaryota, Metazoa, Arthropoda, Malacostraca, Amphipoda, Hyalellidae. The record is from RefSeq and is a predicted model, not a curated record.
AAGGAGUGCCGCUGAUUUAUGAAUCUUUUGACUGGAAGCACGGAGUCAUGGUUGGAGCUGCAAUGCGGUCAGAAGCCACGGCCGCUGCUGAACACAAAGGCAAGGAAAUCAUGCACGAUCCUUUUGCAAUGAGGCCUUUCUUCGGUUACAACUUUGGCCACUAUCUUCAACACUGGUUGAGUAUGGAAGAACGAACUACCAAACCAAUGCCUAAAAUUUUCCAUGUUAACUGGUUCCGUAAGAGUGAAAAUGGUGGCUUCCUGUGGCCAGGCUUCGGUGACAACGUUCGAGUUGUUGACUGGAUUUUGCAAAGGGUUGACAGACAAGAUUCAGCUGUGGAGAGCGCCGUAGGGUUCAUUCCAAAACCCGGUGCAAUCCCUCUCAGUGGUCUGAAAGAGAAAGUCGACAUGGACGAGCUCUUCAGCCUCCCCAAGGAGUUCUGGCUGCAAGAAGUUAAACAAAUCAGCAAAUAUUUCACUGAGCAAGUCGGCGAAGAUCUUCCCAACGAAAUUUGGGAAGAGUUAGAGAAGCUCCAGGCGCGAGUACAAAGAAUGUAAAAUGGCCGUGUACAACUGCUUUACGCUGCCGCUGAUGAACAAACAAAUCAAACGCCAUUAUAUACUGUUACAUUCAUCUCAUAGUAUAUAUUUAUGUGUGUUAAGAAAUAAUCGCAUCGUUAUUUGUGCUUUGUUAGUUUUUGUGCACCGAUUUUAAAGAGAUUUUCUCGCGUUUUGGUGCCCAAGCACAGGAAAACACAAUAUAGUAAGAAAGAAGUUAAGAACAUUGUUGUCGCACAUU